UAUAAAACUAAAAACUAUUGUGUCAACCCAGGGAUCCGCAGGUACUGCUGCUAUGCGGCCCGACUCCAGGCGACUGACGCCGUCUGGUGGUGCUUGGAGUCUUCCAUCGCAAGUUGCAGCGUCCAGCGGGAGUAGCCAUGAUCAUAGGUACAGGUACCUUGCUGCGAAUUGUACGUACUUGGUUGUAUACAAACUUGAAUGCGCAGAUCAGAAAGGCAUUGUCCGGUGAGCCAGCAUUCAGCUACAAACAUUCGGAGUUCCUAGGUUCCCCUUUUAAACCCCUCCACAUCCUAUCCAAGCCAACCCCUCCCCCUCAAAACAUGGCCACGGCAGUGAAGAAGCUCUUGCACCCGCAUCGCUCGCGCGACGAGGAAAAGUCCGGCCAUGAUAAUCAAUCCAGUGGACACGACCGCCAGGAUUCGGCUUCGGAACGCGCCCGCGAGGAGGAGAAGCAGAACCUUCUGCAGUGGGAGGAGCAGAAGCAGCCAUUGGAGCCCGGCCAGAUAGACGACGCCAACCAUAAGACGAUCGGCCAGUCGUCCAACGUACUGCGCCAGCAGGAUUUCGAGUUGAUCAAAACCUUGGGCACCGGCACAUUCGCGCGCGUAUGGCUCGUACGCCUCAAGGACACCAACAAUGGGAAUGAAAACACCGUGUUUGCACUCAAGAUCCUGCGUAAAACAGACGUCAUCCGUCUCAAGCAAGUCGAACACGUACGGAACGAGCGCAAUGUACUUGCUGGUGUCGCGGGACAUCCCUUCAUAACCACCUUGGUUGCGAGUUUCCAGGACCGCGACUCGCUAUACAUGCUACUGGACUAUUGUCCCGGUGGAGAAGUCUUCAGCUAUCUUCGCAGGGCGCGUCGAUUCAACGAAGCCACUUCUCAGUUCUAUGCCGCUGAGAUCGUCUUGAUACUCGAAUUUCUGCACGAACGGGAAGGCGUGGCAUAUCGAGACCUGAAACCCGAGAAUAUAUUGAUUGAUGCUGAAGGCCACCUCAAGUUGGUGGAUUUUGGAUUCGCGAAAAAAGUGGAAAAUAGGGAAACGUACACUUUAUGCGGAACACCCGAAUACCUAGCACCAGAAGUGAUUAGGAACACAGGCCAUGGUACUGCGGUCGAUUGGUGGGCCUUUGGUAUCCUGGUAUAUGAGUUCCUUGUUGGACAGCCACCAUUCUGGGAUCAGAAUCCUAUGAAGAUUUAUGAGCAGAUUGUCGAAGGUCGCGUCCGAUUCCCCUCUGCUAUGUCCUCCAACGCCCGCGAUUUGAUAUCAGGUCUUUGUACCGUGGAUACUUCGAAACGUCUAGGCAACAUAUCAGGUGGUGCAGGCGCAGUCAAAGCACACCCAUGGUUCCAAGACAUCGAUUGGGACUCGCUGUACUACCGUAAGGUCAACGGUCCGAUCGUACCACAUUUGCGUGGACCAGCCGACACGCGCAAUUUCGACGAGUACGAGCCGGAGUCAGCAGAAAGAGAGCCGUAUACGCAAGAUAUGAGCAAUAAGUGGGAUGAAUACUUCAAGGACUUCUAA
Periconia digitata is the source of this 1529-nucleotide messenger RNA. The record is from the annotation of a GenBank genome assembly. NCBI's taxonomy places the organism in Eukaryota, Fungi, Ascomycota, Dothideomycetes, Pleosporales, Periconiaceae.